Messenger RNA from Opisthocomus hoazin, 1072 nucleotides. The record is from RefSeq and is a predicted model, not a curated record. Lineage: Eukaryota; Metazoa; Chordata; Aves; Opisthocomiformes; Opisthocomidae.
CAGGAUGGACGUUCUGCGGCCCACCCUGAUAAGGAUUGGGGGGCGAGUAUACAGGAAGAAUCUCAUUCAAGAGCAGGCCUACCAGCACGAGGAGGAGGAGGAGGACUUCUGUGCAGGCCGUGGUGACUGCACAGACGAGCCCUGUGAUGCCUUUGUGGUGGAAGAGACUGAGAAAGGCUUCCAGUGCAGAGUGGAGGUUCCCAGCCCAUUAUACAAGUACAUCAUUGGGAAGAAAGGGGAAACCAAAAAGAGACUAGAAACAGAGACUCGAACCUCCAUCAGCAUUCCCAAGCCUGGAGUGGAAGGAGAAAUUGUGAUUACAGGGCAGCAUCGCAGCGGUGUCAUCUCUGCCCGGACACGGGUCGAUGUUCUCCUGGACAGCUUCCGUAAGAAGCAGCCCUUCACACACUUCCUGUCCUUCGCUCUCAACCAGCCCGCCAUCCAGGAGAAGUUCCUGCAGUUCAAGCAGGAAGUGUUGGAGAAGUGCUCGAAGGAUCAUGGGGUCAGCAGCAGCCUGUUCCAGAACCCUGCAAAGCUUCACUUGACUCUUGGGACGCUGGUACUUCUGAACGAGCAAGAGAUCCGGAAAGCGUGUGACCUCCUACAGCGAUGCAAAGAGGACUUUGUGGACCAAAUUGCUGGAGGCAAACCCCUGACUGUGGAGGUGGCUGGAGUGGAGUACAUGAACGAUGACCCUGCCAUGACGGACGUCCUUUAUGCCAAAGUCCACAUGAAGGAUGGCUCGGACAGACUGCAGGUGAUCGCUGAUCAACUCAUGGAAAGGUUCGUGGCCUCCGGCCUGAUGCUUAAAGAAUGGGAUAGGGUGAAACUGCAUGCUACAGUCAUGAACACUCUCUUCAGGAAAGAUCCAAGUGCUGAAGAGCGAAACAAUGCAGUGACUGGUAAAUCAUCUUUCAAGGAACGGGAGUCAUUUAAUGGCCAAAAUAUCCUCAAGCUCUUCGAGAACUUCUACUUCGGAGAGGUGCAGCUGGAUGCGGUGCGUCUUUCCCAGAGGUUCUCCUCAGACGCCUCUGGCUACUACGCGACGUCUGGGCAGCUGACCUUCUCCUGA